AUGUACGAAAACUCUUUCAGAUUACGUGGUAAAACAUACGAUUACAAGAUUCAGUACGACCAUAUCAAGAAGUUCAUGGUUUUACCAAAGCCCGAUGAAUUACAUUUCAUGAUCUGUAUUGGUUUAGAUCCACCAUUACGACAAGGUCAAACUAGAUAUCCUUUCUUGGUUAUGCAAUUCAAGAAGGAUGAAGAAGUUACCAUUGAUCUGAAUAUGAUGGAAGAAGUGAUGGAGGAGAAAUAUGGAGGAAAGUUAGUUCAACAUUAUGAACAGCCAUUACAUGAAGUCGUCACACAAGUUUUCCGUGGUCUUGCUGGAAAGAAGAUUAAUCAACCUGCCAAGGAUUUCUUGAGCCACCACUCACAAUAUGGUAUCAAAUGUUCUAUCAAAGCCAGCGAAGGUUUCCUCUAUUGCUUAGAGAAAGCUUUCAUGUUCGUUCCAAAACCCGCCACAUACAUAACCUACGAACAAAUUUCAGUUAUAACUUUCUCCCGUGUUGGCGGUGCUACUUCCGCUUCCCGUACCUUCGAUAUCGCUGUCGGACUUAAAAAUGGAGCAGGUGAAACACAAUUCAGCAAUAUUAAUCGCGAAGAACAAAAGAAUCUAGAGGAUUUCUUCAAGAUUAAAGGUCUCCGAGUCAAGAAUGAGAUGGAUGAAGAUAAUACCGCUCACAUCGCCCUUCUUGAUAAUCCUGAUAUGCAAUCUUCGGACGAAGAAGUAGUAGCUGCUAGAGCCGAUAGAGGAAGUGCUGAUGAGGACGAUGAGAGCGUGGAUGAGGAUUUCAAGACUGAUACUGAGAGUGACGUAGCCGAAGAAUACGAUUCAGCUCAUGAAAGUUCGGGAACUGAUAGUGAGGAGGAAGGGGGUAGUGAUGCAGAAAGACCAGCUAAGAAAGCUAAGACUAGUUAA
Sclerotinia sclerotiorum 1980 UF-70 is the source of this 909-nucleotide messenger RNA. RefSeq lists its product as hypothetical. The transcript has 2 exons. NCBI's taxonomy places the organism in Eukaryota, Fungi, Ascomycota, Leotiomycetes, Helotiales, Sclerotiniaceae. The record is from RefSeq and is a predicted model, not a curated record. Bases 1 to 909 code for a protein of 302 amino acids. Gene Ontology annotation, cellular component: nucleus; FACT complex. Gene Ontology annotation, molecular function: DNA binding; nucleosome binding; histone binding.